CCAGCAAUCCCCCUUGUCCUUGCUUAUCCCCGUGCAGGAGCAGAACUCCACCGGCUGUUCCCAGCGAGGGCGGGCUGGCAUGGCCAUGCUCCAGCUGCACCUGUACCUCACGGCCCUGGGCUGCUGGGUGACACAGCUGUCCAGCUCCCUGCUGCUGCCCAACGCCACCGAGCUGCUGUCCCCGCCCGCGGGCGCGGCCGCGGGGCUGCUCCGGGCCGAGGGGGUCCCGCGGGGCCGGCGGAAGAGAUUCCUGUCCCCCCAGGACAUGGGUGUGAUCCUGGACUACCACAACCAAGUGCGGGCACAGGUGUCUCCACCCGCUGCCAAUAUGGAAUACAUGGUGUGGGAUGAGCGUUUGGCCAGGGCAGCGGAGGCGUGGGCUGCGCGCUGCCUGUGGGACCACGGCCCCCCCGAGCUGAUGAAGUACGUGGGACAGAACCUCUCCAUCCAGUCGGGCAGGUACCGCUCUGUGCUGGACAUGGUGAAAUCCUGGCACCAGGAGAAGCAGCACUACUCCUUCCCCCAGCCCCGGGAGUGCAACCCCCGCUGCCCCUCCACGUGCAGCGGCUCCGUCUGCAGCCACUACACACAGAUGGUGUGGGCAACCUCGAGCCGCCUGGGCUGUGCCCUGGGCACCUGUGCCAACGUGCGGGUGUGGGGCAGCACGUGGCGCCACGCCAUCCUCCUGGUCUGCAACUAUGCCAUCAAGGGUAACUGGCUGGGGGAAGCGCCCUACAAGGUGGGGCGGCCGUGCUCAGCCUGCCCCCCCAGCUACGGCGGGGGCUGCUCCAACAACAUGUGCUUCAGUGGAGUCAAAUCCAACCAAGUCAGCUGGUUCUAGGGCUGCAGCCCCACGAGGAGCCCUGGCAAUGGAGAUGGGGUGAACAACAAUUAUUUAUAACACUGACCCCCCCGGCAGCCUGGCUGUCCAACCUGCUUCAUCCUAAUGGCACGUAGGAAAAUGCUUUUCUAACACAUCUCCAGCAGUGCUGUCUGGCUGCUUCCCACUUUGGGGGAACUACAGACAGUGCAGGUCCCUAUUUUCUGAAAUGGGGAUGGUUUUGGGAUGCAUGGAGGGAGUGGGGCUGGCUGGCAUGGUCCCUGCUCUGCAGACUCAGAGGGUUUUCCCCUCGGUGCUAAGGCUGGUUCCAAGAUGUUUCCCUCGUGGUAAGCUGGAUAAGUGGGGAGCCCUGAACAUGCUCCUGCUUCACAGCAGCCCCUCUGACUGUGGAGCCCCCAGCUCUGAGCCCCCAAUAAAGCA
Messenger RNA from Zonotrichia leucophrys gambelii, 1261 nucleotides. It is a transcript of the gene R3HDML, whose product is annotated as R3H domain containing like. NCBI's taxonomy places the organism in Eukaryota, Metazoa, Chordata, Aves, Passeriformes, Passerellidae. The record is from RefSeq and is a predicted model, not a curated record. Bases 80 to 841 code for a protein of 253 amino acids. The transcript is spliced from 5 exons.